This is a messenger RNA of Scatophagus argus, 5381 nucleotides long. It is a transcript of the gene aff3, whose product is annotated as AF4/FMR2 family, member 3. Gene Ontology annotation, cellular component: super elongation complex; nucleus. The transcript has 19 exons. Lineage: Eukaryota; Metazoa; Chordata; Actinopteri; Scatophagidae. The record is from RefSeq and is a predicted model, not a curated record. Gene Ontology annotation, biological process: regulation of gene expression. The coding region runs from base 148 to 3846 and encodes 1232 amino acids.
CUCAGUGACACAGACUCUCCCGCAGCUGCACGGCGGAUCCACGAGUGAAGAGCCGCUCUGUGGCGGAGGGGGCAAAGCAUCCGCGGCUUUCAGCGCGAGUCCUCACUGGCAUGGACACCGGAGGAGAGCACUGACCAUUCAGGAACCAUGCCUACUGUCCUCGCUGGCAAAGGGAAACUUUCCAUUGUGUGUUUUCUACUCCGAUGCGCAUAUUCUCAGGUAACAAGAAGCCAACACAACAGCUGUGCCAAAGGCAUUCUGGAGGACAUGACUCAGUCCUGGCCAUCCCAGCAAGCCUUAGGGGGUGACCAGGCCCAACGAAUCCUCUACAACUCAAAGGAAGCAAAACUACCAAGUGCACAACAAAGUCAAAGUCGGGGAGAUGUUCAGCUGCGAAUGACCCGUCACCCUCUCCUGGCACCUCACAAAUCCAUGCUUGCUGAUGAUCUGAAGCUGAGCAGUGAUGACGAAGACACUCAAAGAGCGACUCAUGAGUCAGCUUCCUGGGAUGGACACAGCCUGUCAGCACAGCGAGCGCACACACAUGGCAGGAGAGUGAGACAUUCCAGCUCGGACUCUUCAGGCUCAGAGUGCUCCGUUGAGUCGGGCAGCAGUAGCCUUCACUCCCGGAGCCCCAGCCAGAGCCCAGAAGUUCACACAGAUCCUUUGUCGCCUGCCAGUGAGCAGCCAGCAUGCAACAGCAAGGAGACUGACCGCCCGUCUGCUGCCCAGUGGCAGUUGGAUAAAUGGCUGAAGAAAUCCCAGAAAAAAUCUGAAAACAGUGAACAGGAUCCUUCCCAGAGCAUUUCAGGGCGCCAUCUCUCUGCCCACACCCAGCGAGCCCCAUCUCCAGCCAGGUCCUGGGACAUUAAUCAGGAAUACAGCCCUAGCCAAAGCCCUGUUCUUAGCCCACAAUUCCAUUACAGCCACAACAGCCCCCUUCCUAGUCCUGGUUAUAGCUACUGCCCUAGCCCCAGCCCAUUCCCCAGCACCUGUCCUAGUCCUAGCCCCAGCCCCAGCCCGAGGCAUAGCCCAAUUCCUAGUCCAGUUCCAAGUGUUUGCCCGAGUCCGCAUGCAAGCCCAAGGGCCAGCCGUAGCCCUAGCCCGAUAACUAGAGAUCCUCCAAGAAGUCCUUCUCCCAGGGUUCGACACUACCCUGAGGUUCAAAGUCAGAAUCGAACACAGUCUAGUCGAACAAAUAAUACCCACAGGGCAAAAAUAAGGUCAUGGAUUGGCCCAUUGCCUAACACUAACACCAAGAGCAAGCCUACAAACAGUACUCAUCUUCAGCCAACUCAUCAGCACAGGCCCAAAAAUCGACCCACACAAAACCAAGACCAGAGUCAAAGCAAAUCCAAAGCCCCUGCUGUUCUAAACUCUGACCAGAGUCACAGCCACAAAUCUAGACCCAAGCCUAACUUUCAUCCCAGCUCUCAAAAGCUCUCUGAGGCUCCCAAAUCCAAGCACACACCACAUUGUGAGCAAAUCCAGAGCAGCGGAUCAAGCCACAACUCCAAACACAAGGCUAGAGCUUCACUUCAGUCUAGCUCACAACAUAGCCCUACCAGAGCAAAGCAGUUAGCUCCCACUAGUAGUGAAACUGACCCUGGUCAUAGUUCUCAUUCCCAAUCUACCUCUAAAGCUGCUGCUAAUUCUAACACUGGGUUGAGCUCUAGAUCAAACCCUAGCCUAAAGCCUAGGGUCAAGUCGUGGGGGGUUUCAGCCCCAACUUCUGUGCAUGUUGACCUUACAAAAACAGCACAGAAGAAAUCUCAGUCCAAGGAACAAGAGGUGGAACACAGAGGAGAUCGUCUGACCCAAGCAGAGGGGAGAAAACAAGAGAGAAGAGAAGAUAGACAUAGGGAACAACUACAAGGGAAACAGGAAAGAAAGGAAGACAAGAGGCUGGCGGAGGAGCAGCUACUGAGACGUCCCUGGAUCCAGAGUUCGACAGAAGAGGAGGAAGAGGAGGAGGAGGGAGUGAUAGAGAGGCAGAGGAAGAGAGAAGAGACAUCGAGAGGGGAAUACAGUAGGAGGAGGGGGCAGCAAAACAGACGCGAAUGGCAAACAGUCCAGGCACAGCAAAGACCAUCUACCAGCACCGAACGGCAUCGCCUUCAAGACAACUCACACCACCACCACGGCAGGACCAAAAAGGGAGGAAGAAGUGAGGAGGAGAAAGAGUUAGAGCAAGACCCUUUGCCUCCUCCAUCACGUUCCCCAACUCCUCAUAGACCGUCCUCCUCAUCCUCUGCCUCCUCCUCUUCAAAUUCAGAUUCAGAAUCUGAAUAUCAGGCUCCAGUCACCAAAGUUUCAGCAGACUCCACCUCUCACAAGAGACUCAUCAAAAGAGGGCAACAAGGCCCAGGCACAACUGGCACCAGCAAGUCGAAGGUGGUGCACCCCAGAGGACCCAGCUCGACUAAUCCACCUGAGGGGCAGCAGAGCGAGGGGAAGCAAAAACUCUACACCCUGGUCCCAUUUGGGCGAGGUGAACAGGCUACAGCGCCUUCCCAGCGUGGACUACGAAAUCUUGUGGUCCAUAUAGACCUCUCUCUUCUCAAAAGGGUCCCGGACAGCACUACAAGCCCCACGGCUAAAAAGCCUUCGUCUUCCUCUUCGUCAACCAAGGACAAGCCAAAAGAGGCUAUGAAACAAUUGUAUGUUCCUGAGACUGGGACGAAAGAUGGCAAAAGGAAACGCAAGCUAGAGAAUGGUGUAUCACACAGUGAAAGCAAGAGGAGUGUUCCUUUUACAAAUGACCUCCCAGGCCGCACAGAGUCUUCAUCUCACAUGGCUGAGCCCAACUUUGUGACUGAGACCACACACAAUGGGUACUUGGCAGAGUACUUGGACAGCAAGAGGCCACUGACCCCCCUGUCUCCACUGUCCGACAACCCGGAGUCCAUCAAGCCUCUCUCCAAAACAAAGACUUCAGAGCAGCCUCACGUCCAUAUCCACAAGAACAGAGACAAGAACAGAGAUUCUGCCAUAAAGCCCAAGAUGGAGGUGGAAUGUGUUAAAGUGUCAAGACAGCCCCAACCACCAUCUGAGUCUUGGGGCCCUGCAGGACACAGGGGGGCCAUGCCAAACAACGAAACUCCACACCAUGCUGAGUACUACUUACAUGAGGCUAAAAGGAUGAAGCAUCGUGCAGACGCAAUGGUGGACAAACUGGGGAAGGCUGUGAAUUACAUUGACGCUGCUCUCUCCUUCAUGGAAUGUGGGAAGGCAAUGGAAGAAGGGCCGCUAGAGGCAAAGUCUCCUUAUACCAUGUACUCAGAGACAGUGGAGUUAAUUAGGUAUGCAAUGAGGCUGAAGAACCACUCUGGCCCUGGGGCGAGACAGGAAGACAAACAGCUGGCAGUCCUGUGUUUCCGAUGCCUUGCCCUCCUUUACUGGCAAAUGUUUCGUUUAAAGAAAGACCACGCACUGAAAUACUCCAAAGUUCUGCUGGACUACUUUAAGAGUUCCCCCAAAGUGCCUUCUACAGCACCCUGCUGGAAUGACUCUGAGAAGGGUACAGGAGGACUGCCUUCUUCAGUUUCACCCAGUGCCAAACACCUUAAACAGGGUUCACAUGGGGGCAACAACUUACCCUCUCUCAUAAGCAUUCCCCAACGUAUCCACCAGAUGGCAGCAAAUCACCUGAACAUUACCAACAGUGUCCUGUACAGCUAUGAGUACUGGGAGGUGGCAGACAAUCUUGCAAAGGAGAAUAAAGAGUUCUUCAACUACUUGAAUACUUUGUCUGGACCAUUGACUCUUCACAGUAGCAUCGCCCAUGCAGUCCAAUACACCAGACAGGCUCUUCAAUGGAUACGCAUUAGUGCCAAACUUAACUAACAAGGAGAGAUUUGACUUUCAACUGCUCAAUGGAUCUCCAGGCCUUAUUUAGAAAGAGACAAAACUGUGGAUCUCUCAGCAGCUGACAGGACUGCAUUGAGACCUGCUGCACUGUGUGAGAUAGAGUUGGAUGAAAUCCCAUAGAGCUUGAUCAUCCUCAUAGGAUGUUGGGGGUGUUUGCCAUCCCGGUCUUGCUGUGUGCAAAGCCUUCUGAAGGAGCAAUCUUCUCACAGAUGAACUACACGCACCUUCUCCUUCAUUGUUGGAUUUAUCUGGAGAGUUGUGUGUGCGUUAUGGAUUUGAAGUCUUCAGUCAUUUGCCAAAUGUCUCAUGGUGACACAAACAGGAUUCAUUUCUACUCACUUGUAUGUGCAAUUUCACGUGUGAAGCCUUUUUAUACUUUGGAAUGAAUCAUUAUUCAGUGCACUAUUCCUCUGGGGCCAAAACGGGAGAAGAUGCUAAAAAAAAAAGACCAACCGAUCAGAUACCACUUUGUCCACAGUAGAAACUUUGUCUGCAUCUUUUUCUAAUGAAGGAUUGAAGGACUCUCGUUUUUAAAUCUGAUAUUUUCACUUGUAUGUGUUUUUACUGUGCAAUAUUUGAUGGAUUAUCUGUUUUUAGAGAAAAAAAAUGUUGAAGAGCAAAAACUGUUGGUGAGCCUAGUUGCCAACAUUAAAGGUCCCUUUUAUGCAAAAUGCAUUUCUGUCCCUGUGUUGAAUGUGGAGUUAUGCAACUGAAUGAAUACUGAAGUUCAGGGGAUCACUCAGACUUCAUCUUGGUAAGGUUAAGUUUUCUGGUUUUGGGAGUACGUAUUUUAAAUGUGCAGCAGCUUGUAACACGACUGACACGGGUAGCAUCGCUAUCAAAGUGAUACUCUUUCGGGUCUUAAUUUUGGUGAUUUUUUGAAGUCAUCUGUGGCUCAGCUACAUUCAAGUCUGUGAAAACCCUCUCAAAAUGGAUGAUGGUAAAUCAAACUAUAAAGAGGUGUUUUAUCCCAUGAAAAGACUAGCCUGACGACCAAACAGAAAUGCUGUUUCACUUUCAUUCUUCUUUUUUUUUUAAAAAUAUUAUUUUAAUUGCUUGACAAAGAAAAGAUGCAGCAGUGAUUCAGAGCUAUGAAAUGUGACAUUCUGCACAUACACUCACAUUAAGCUACUCUCUGAUACAGUGACCUUUACAUAACUUCUGCUAAUUAUAUAUGUAUGACCAAAGAUACCCCAUAUAAUGAUGUUGUGUAUAUCCAGUGCCUGCAGCAAGCCCGGUCUUUACAUCACAGUGCAUAGCUUUCUCCCUGAAGUACCCAUUGAUGUCUGAGAGAAGCUCCCAAGCAUCUCACUGAUUAUCCUGCUUUUAUCGUCUCACAGUGUCUUUUUAUUUCAUUAUAUUGACCAGAGGACAUUAUAUUUGCAGGGUGUUUUUGAUUUCUGUCACUUGUGUGGAAAUGUAUUGGUGCAUAUCUCUAGGAAAGGUAGAGGAUCCUGUAGGCUGAUUCUCUCUUUCACUGGCUUUGUUGCUAUCACUGAUACACACAAACA